Molecule: messenger RNA, 1784 nt
Organism: Liolophura sinensis
Lineage: Eukaryota; Metazoa; Mollusca; Polyplacophora; Chitonida; Chitonidae
Product: acyl-coenzyme A synthetase ACSM3, mitochondrial-like
Exons: 12
Coding region: 258-1646 (462 amino acids)
Biological process (GO): fatty acid biosynthetic process; acyl-CoA metabolic process
Cellular component (GO): mitochondrial matrix
Molecular function (GO): fatty-acyl-CoA synthase activity; fatty acid ligase activity
Source: RefSeq, a predicted model, not a curated record
GGUGCACUUUUUUCAAACAGUCAGAAAUUGAAUAUCGAAGUUUAGAACACGUGUAUGUAGAGAACAGGGCUUUUAAGUGGCCAAGGUGGUUGGCAGAUGACACGCCUCGUUUUACCUAUGUAGUCUGGAGUAGAUCACGUGAAGUGACAGGGACCUGGGGUACACAGGGGUCAAUUCCCAUACUCCCCAGUUUGCCAUAUUUGUUAAACGUUUAGUUCGAGCCUACAUACUGACAACAUGUGCUCUGAGGAAUAAGCAUGUUUGCCCUACACAGCAUGGCGUGGGGACGAUCAGCUUUCCAUUGCACACUGAAACCCACAAUGUUCAGACUUUGUCCUAAGCAACUGACAAAGUGCUGGAAUAGGCAGUUACGGCAAAGAUAUCUGUGCUUCGUUUCUGCAAAGAGUUGUCUCCCUUCUUUCACCCAUCCCUCUACUAACAGACGGUGGUGUUCAACUCUCAGCAUCUUUGGGCAUGAUCCAUUUGAUGAUUAUGAGAAGAGUCGGAAGCAGUUCAGCUUGACUGUUCCCGAAUAUUUUAACUUUGCCACAGACGUCAUCGACCGCUGGGCUUGUAUGGAAGAGGAAGGAAAGAGAUCUCGUAGUAACCCAGCAUUAUGGUGGAUAGAUGACAGGGGUCAGGAGGUAAAGUGGAGCUUCCAGCAACUCUCCCAGUACUCCAAAAAAGUUGCCAAUAUCCUGAGUAUCGACUGUAGAUUACAGCCAAAAGACAGGAUGAUUGUCAUCCUUCCCCGUGUGUUACCUUGGUGGUUACUGAACCUGGCAGCAAUAAGAGCAGGUGUGGUACUGAGCCCAGGAACAACUUUGUUGACCCCUAAGGACAUCUCACACAGACUUCUGUCCUCUCAGGCCUGCUGUGUAGUGACUGAUGUAAACUGUGCAGAGGCUGUGGAUCAGGUGGCAGAGCAGAGUUCGUAUCUGAAGACCAAACUUCUAAUUGGGCCAGAGACCAGACCUGGCUGGAUGAGCUUUAACCAACAGCUUGACAAGGCCAGCUCAGAUUUCCAGUCUCCCCCUACCAAGAGCUCUGAUCCAAUGAUGUUGUUCUUCACCAGUGGCACUACGGGGGAUCCAAAGAUGGCUGAGCACAGCCAUGCCAGCUAUGGCCUGGGCCACAUGGUCACAGCAGUCUACGCGUUUGGGCUGACUCCCACUGAUGUGAUGUGGAAUCUUUCCGAUACUGGCUGGGCCAAAGCUGCAUGGUCAAGUUUUUUUGCGCCUUGGAUUAAUGGAGCGUGUGUUUUCCAACAAAACACAGCCAGAUUUGACCCUCAUGCAACUCUGGAGGUGCUGUCCAGGUAUCCCAUCACUCUGUUCUGCGCUCCACCUACUGCCCUAAGGAUGAUGAUUACCCAGGAUUUGAAGAAGAUGAAGCCGAAAGCAUUGCGCAAAUGUGUGAGCGGAGGAGAACCAGUGAACCCUGAAAUCAUUGAGGAGUGGAGAAAAGGCAUGGGUACAGACAUCUAUGAGGCAUAUGGACAGACAGAAACAACGUGUCUUAUUGCCACCUUCCCGUGCAUAGAGCAAAAACCAGGCUCAAUGGGGAGAGUGUGUCCAGGGGUGGAUAUAGAGGUAAGUACUAUCCCAUGGCUGGUAUGCACCAAAGGUGUUCACACCUUGGACUGAAUUGGGUUUAGGGUAUUUUCAUAUCAUGCAUGUAGGGUAAUGUCAGUCAGUCCAUCAUUCCAUCUUUCUAUCCGUCUGUCCAGUUCCUUGGAAACACAAUAUGUCAUGCAUGUAGGGUAGUGUCAGUCGGUCCAUCAU